UGUCGGCUGUCUUGCUCUCACAUCGGCGCCGGCACCGCGGGUUUCUGCGCGCUGUCGUCUCUCACCUUGACGGUCUCUCUCAUAGUCUCCGUCUCGAUCAACCCUAACCCUUGACCUUGAAUUGGGUGGUGAUCGGACUCAUUGAUGGCAAUGGAGUCAUCAAACGGUGGACAGGCAAACGGCACGCCCGCGCCAUACGGCAGAGCGUGCACGAACUGUGCCAGAGCGAAGUGCAGGUGCAUCUACCGUUCUGGCGGGCCUGGGUGUGAAAGAUGUCAUCGGCUGCGGAAAGAAUGUGUGCCCUCCGUCUCAAUCCGGAAACGGAAUGGAAAGAGAGCCUACGUGUCUCGUGCAGCUCAGCUCGAGGCGAAGCUCGAGGACCUUGUCUCGCUGCUGCGGCGUCAGGCCGCCCCGUCGGCGGACAAAGCACUGUCUCCUAGCGACGCAGCGGGCAGUCUCCCCGCCAGCACGCCGACCCUGAGCACGCACUCGACCGCGAGCCAGACCGCCGACAGCUCUCCACCAUCCGGCGACCUCACCGUUCUCCCUCCCCAGCAAGUCGACUGUGUCCCUGGCAGCGCCCCGGUUGCUCGCGGCUCUUUGCUUGCCAGUGUUUUCGACCCGCAAGAUACCGCCCCGCUAGCACCUCAAACCGAGCCGUCAUGGUGCUCGUCCCCAUCCUUCGCCUUAGAGCCGAGUCCCGUCGAGGCUGCGGAAAAUCUCACCACUUUCCGCAAGUACAUGCUUACCUUCUUCCCGUUCGUCCACAUACCGGCGACCAUGACCUCGGAGAAGCUCAAGGAGACGUACCCGUUCUUGUGGUACAACAUCAUGACCGUUACUUGUAAGAACGUAGAUCGGCGUCUCGCCAUGGGUGAAACACUCAAGAAGAAAGAAAAGCCGAUUCUCUCACUCCUGGCCUCUCUCGCCAAGUCUUUGGUGUUCGACCUGGGGCUCAACAAGAUCCCGAGCGAGCCGUAUAUUUCUUUCUGCGUGAAGACGCCCUUUCUCCCAACUCCGAAGGCGAAAACGCACGAAGAGAGGCGAGCCGUGCUCGCAUGCUUUCUUCUCACUUCGCAGAUUUCCUACUCGAUCAAGAGACUGGACGCGCUGAGCUGGACGUCCCACAUGGAUGAAUGCCUCCAAGUCCUUUCUCAGCAGCGGGAGUGGGAAGGCGACGACCUGUUGGUGGCCCAAGUCAAGGUGCAGCUCAUCGUCGAGGAGCUGGCUCGUGUCACCUCGCAGUCACCGGACGCUAUCCCCGCGAGCUACGUUCUGUCAGCUCUGCGGUCCCAGCUUCAAAAAAUCAAGGCUCAACUGCCGCCUCAUUUGCGACACAAUGACGCGAUCCUCAGUCACAUCUCCUACACGGAGCUCGCAAUCAACGAGGUGGCCAUAGCCAAGCCGAAAGCGUCUUCGGACGGGGUCUUGUCUAGCAUGCAGCGCUACGAGGCCAUGGAGGCCAGCCUCAGUGCCGCGAACGAUUGGUUGGACCGGCAUUUCUCGAUCCCCACCUACGUCUACAUCGGCAUGACCUUUAGCUACUGGUGGAAUAUGGCCCAUUGUCUUCUGACGAUCUAUCGGCUGUCGGUCCUUGAUGAUCCGGCCUGGGACCGCCGAGCUGUGCGGAAGAAGACCGACUUGCUUGCCAUUUGCGACAAACUUCGAGCCGGGUUCGAGGAGGUCCUGGCUCAGCGCUGUCCGGGUCAGGAAUCAACCAUUGAGGAGGAUGCGUUCUCCAAGUUUGUCAGAUUGAUGCGGACAUUGAAGAACAACUGGGCGCCCGAGCUGGUCGCGGCCGAAGGGCAGCCUGGGCCAUCCUCGGCCGCGCCCGCGGAAGCCCUCGUCGAGAGCAGCAAUGACGGCUUGAACGUGCCCCUUUUCCAACCGGACGACUCGGACAUAUGGUUCGCCGGUCUAUUCGACAUGAACUGGGGCUUCUAAGUCGUCGCGAGGAAGACGCUCCUGCGGAUGCGACAACAUGAUAUUCCAAUUCAUCAACAAAA
Molecule: messenger RNA, 2006 nt
Organism: Thermothielavioides terrestris NRRL 8126
Lineage: Eukaryota; Fungi; Ascomycota; Sordariomycetes; Sordariales; Chaetomiaceae
Exons: 5
Coding region: 151-1944 (597 amino acids)
Biological process (GO): regulation of DNA-templated transcription
Cellular component (GO): nucleus
Molecular function (GO): transcription cis-regulatory region binding; zinc ion binding; DNA-binding transcription factor activity, RNA polymerase II-specific
Source: RefSeq, a predicted model, not a curated record